Messenger RNA from Colletotrichum truncatum, 1134 nucleotides. RefSeq names its product leucine aminopeptidase. Gene Ontology annotation, biological process: proteolysis. Lineage: Eukaryota; Fungi; Ascomycota; Sordariomycetes; Glomerellales; Glomerellaceae. The record is from RefSeq and is a predicted model, not a curated record. Gene Ontology annotation, molecular function: metalloexopeptidase activity.
AUGCGCUUCAUUACAACCCUUGCCGUCGCCGCGGCCUCAUUUGGCCUCGCGUCUGCUGCUCCUGCUUCCGAGGAUGUAAAGGUCGAUCCCCUUCUGCGGCUCAUCAAGACUUCCGAGGAAGACCCCGGUACAUGGGUCACCGAGGACGAGAAGUUCGAGAAGUACACCUCCAAGGGUAUUGGCUUCAUUGAUAUUACCGACAUUACCGACGAGGGAGUCUUGUCUGUCCUGUCGUCUCCGUCCAAUGAUGUUCAAGUUUCCAAGGUUGCCGCCCGCCAGGCUGUCACUUACCCGACGACUUUGACCCACGUCACCGAGGCCAACUCCCUCAUCACACGGGUGACCAACACUGGCCCGCAGUCAUGGUUGAAGACCUUGACCGAUUUCCACAACCGCCACUAUCGGUCCACAUACGGCACCCAGGCCUCCACCUGGUUAUACAAUCAGGCCGUCAGCAUUGCUUCUGGCAAUUCGGCUAUCACGGUGACUCGAUUCACCCACUCGGCCUUCAACCAGCCUUCCAUCAUUGUCAAGUACCCCGGUACUAGCACUAACCUUGUCAUUGUCGGUGCUCACUUCGACUCCACCGCCGGAUCUAGCACUGCCCGUUCCCCCGGCGCUGACGACAACGGCACCGGUACCGUUAACCUGCUUGAAGCUCUUCGCGUUCUUGUUGCCGCUGGUUUCAAGCCCAAGAACACUCUCGAGUUCCACUUUUACGCCGGCGAGGAGGGCGGUCUUCUCGGCUCCCAAGCCGUCUUUUCCAACUACCGCACUACUGGCAAGCGCGUCCUGGGUAUGCUGAACCAGGACAUGACCGGAUACUCCCCUGGCGGCCGCGCCACUGUGUACACUGACUACGUCGACUCCGCUUUCACCGCGUACGUCCGCCUUAUCGCUACUCAGUACACCGGUGCUACUCCCUCCAGCUCGUCGUGCGGCUAUGGUUGCUCCGACCAUGCCAGCGCCAGGUCCAAUGGUUUCCCCUCUGCCUUUGUCAACGAAGAGCCUUUUAGCACCUCAAACCCCAACAUUCACACCUCCAGAGACACUUAUGAAAGCAUUCAGUGGAACGCUGUCCUGCGCCACUCUAAGCUCACAGUUGGCUUCUUGGUUGAGGCUUCCUACUUGUAA